Molecule: messenger RNA, 1965 nt
Organism: Macrosteles quadrilineatus (aster leafhopper)
Lineage: Eukaryota; Metazoa; Arthropoda; Insecta; Hemiptera; Cicadellidae
Product: GDP-fucose transporter 1-like
Exons: 6
Coding region: 229-1209 (326 amino acids)
Biological process (GO): GDP-fucose import into Golgi lumen; protein O-linked glycosylation via fucose
Cellular component (GO): Golgi apparatus
Molecular function (GO): antiporter activity
Source: RefSeq, a predicted model, not a curated record
ACUGGCCCGUCUGCUUGGCUACUGUCACUCCUCAAUCUUUGUCCCGUUUGAUCUUAGGUUAUCAACAUUUUAAAGCUUUGCGUUGGCUAAUUUUUUUUUACAGAAACAGAAUAAAUCCAAAUAUCUAAAAAUUGUUCUUUAAAACCCAAGAUUACCAAAAAAUGUUGCUAAUGGUUAGGCCGAUUGUGUUUGUUUGUUUUAGAGGUUAAGUCCAAUCCCCUCUUUAAAAUGGAAACCCUAUUUUCUAAAUAUGUGCACAUCACAUUAGUUGUUGCUUUAUACUGGGUUGUAUCAAUCUUUACUGUAUUCAUAAACAAAGCCUUGUUGAGUGGAGACGAUGUGAAGUUAGAAGCACCGAUUUUUAUAGCAUGGUUCCAGUGUGUCGUCUCAGCACUGAUAUGUUUUAUUUUGGCUCGAAUAUCAAAGCGUUUUCCACAUCAGUUCAGUUUCCCAUCAGGAAACCCCUUUGAUCUAGAUGUGGCACGACAGGUGAUUCCUCUAUCUUUGUUGUUUGCUGGAAUGAUCUGCUUCAACAAUCUCUGUCUCAAAUAUGUUGGAGUGGCAUUUUACUACGUAGGAAGAUCGUUAACAACAGUGUUCAAUGUACUUUUUACGUAUUUAGUUUUACAUGAAAAGACUUCAAUACGAUGCAUCGUAUGCUGUAUCAUAAUCGUUGCGGGGUUUUUAAUGGGGGUAAAUGAAGAAAAUGGAUCAGGCACUUUGUCAGUGAUGGGAGUUCUAUAUGGUGUGCUGGCCUCAUUAUGCGUGGCCCUUUAUUCUAUAAAUACCAAGAAAGUUUUACCAGUUGUAAACAAUCACAUAUGGUUGUUGUCGUUCUACAAUAAUGUUUAUUCAUCUGUGAUAUUCAUACCAUUUAUCAUCAUUUACAAAGAAGUCCCUGUAAUUAUUAGUUAUGAGAAGUUGGAUUCUUUGUAUUUCUGGACCCUUAUGGUGGUCGGUGGUUUAUGUGGCCUAGCAAUAGGAUACGUUACUUCGUUACAAAUAAAGGUGACAUCGCCAUUGACCCACAACAUAUCAGGGACGGCCAAGGCAUGCGCACAGACGGUGCUGGCUACCUACUGGUACGACGAGAGCAAGACUCGACUUUGGUGGGUGUCCAACAUGGUGGUGCUAGCUGGCAGCGCAGCGUACACUCGAGUGCGGCAACAAGAAGUCGAAGAGAGGUUCCGCCGGAGGCUAGUGGUCUGAGAGAAGACUUUCUGAAUUGCACGGUUUUUAUUGCACAAAUAUUUGACAAGGUGGUCGUUAUGUGAACAUUUUGUUUAAUGCUCACAAAUGGGUGUAUACUAAAUGAUUGAUGAACAAAUAAUCCUGACUGAUCAAAAUAGUGAUGCAGCUUAGAGGAGUGGUACAGUAGGAUUAAAUCCAAGUGGGACAGUCUUAAUGUUCCUGCGACAAUGUAUGUAUAUUUAUUGCCAUAUCACACAAAAAUAGUGUGGUAAUAAAACACAUAUUAGCUUCAGUUUACACAAUUUUUUGCAAGGAGGGUUGGAUAACAUGAGAUUGAAAAUCAGACUCUCUGUAUUAUGAAUUAAAAGAGAGUUUGCAACGAGUGUAAAGAGAUGUUUCUUUUGCAAUAAAAUUGUUAACAACCAAACAAUUAAAGACAACCAAUUCAAAACUGUUUUAAUCAUUCCUUAGAAUCAAACUACAGUAACAACAUUUUGUUAUUUUGAUAACUAUUGGAAGCAUGCUAAGUAGAAAUAGUCCAGACAACAAGCAAGGAGUGUGUUAUUUCCAGCAAUCUAAAUCAGUCUUUGACACUUUGCAUUUAUCCAAGCCAAAGAAUAUGUUAAACCAUGUCAUUAUGUAAAUUUUAAAUUUAAAAUUAAGUAAUAUAAGUUUUAAACUGUAAAAACUUUUCGUUUUCUGUUGUUGAAUUUGCCAUUUUUAGAAUACGUUGUGUUUUGUAAUACAGAUUUGGUGAUAUUUAUUAAAAGUUAG